GAAAAAUUGAAUCUACUUUAACAUUCGGAGAAAAAAAAAUUUACGAAAUUUGGAUAAAAUACAUGAUAUUUCACUAACAAUGAUAAGUAAAAGAAAGGUUAUUUUGUACGAUAUACGAGGGUUCCUUGAUGGGUGCGACCGUACCUGUAUCUGCAACUUCCGUAGCGACGAUCUGAAUGUUACGACAACGACGGCGUUGAUCUAGCAUCGACGCCAGGCGCUGCGUUUUACUCGAUUUUCAAAGAAUUGUAAGUUUCGAGUACACCAACAACAGGCGGCGCAGAUCGCAAUAAAUUUACUUUCGUGUACGGCUGUGCUGUUGCAAAUGCGAAAAACUGAAACUAUGAGUUCGCUUAUUUGCGAGGAAAUGAAAGUGACGGCUAUGCCCGUUUAGUUUCAUUUUGUUGCGUGUAUGUGUAGUAAACGAUGUAACACAGUGUGACUGAUGGAAGUGGGGGUAUUGAGUCUCUGCAUUUUUGAUGUGCUUCUAAAAACAAAAUCACGUUAAAAGAAACUUGCAGCCUCUCAUUGUUGAUUAUUGACUGUUAUUCUUUUAAAUUUUCUGCGUGACAUGUUUAAACGUCAAUACGUAAUUGUAUUAUGAAUCAUACCGAUGUUUCUACUAUAUUAAAUAUUAUGUUACAACACGUGUACGAUUAUUACUGACUGUUUAAUAAGAUUAUUUUUAAUGAAAAUUAUGGCCCAUUCUACACAGGACACGAAUAUAAGCAGUUCUUUUACCUUGAUUGGCAAUUUAUUAAACGAUAAUUCAUUGACUAAUAAAUAUUAUCAUUCUAAUAUAUCAUGAGAGUUUAGAAAAAGAAAUAAUAAUGGAUGAAAAGGAUGAGAUAGAUUUAAUAUGGAUAUGCAAUAGUCCUAUCAAUGUUUCAAAGAAAUAUGAAAAUCAAGAACAUGAGGAUAAUGGCCUCAUUGAUGUUAAAUCAUCUGAAAAUAUAUUUCCAUGGCUUAGUAAAUUUAAUAAAAUAAUGUGUUCAUCUGUGGGACAUAGAAAUUACCAAUUGUUAAAACAUUUACUUUUCCUUUACACACAAAAUAUUUUAACCAGUAUAAAUACAUAUUGUGAAAAGACACUAGAUAUGAUAAAAUUAAAAACUCAUCUAAGUAACACACUAAUAUUUUUUCAUCUUUACUGGAAUGAUAUUAAAGAGCAUGUUAGCGAUUGCAACUUAUAUUUAAGUGAGAUGUCAGUGAUAUUGGGAAUAUAUAUAGAUAUAGAACUCAAAACUUCUAAACACACUAUGGAUUCUUCUAAACUUGCUUCAAAACUUCUUUCAGCAUUAUGGAUAUAUUUAAGUAAUUCAGAGAAGCAUAUUUUCAGAGUGCUGCUUAAACUAAAGUUUACUACUAAAAAAUAUGCAAAAGUUUGUGACCUUAUAUUUAUGAAAAGUUUUGCUAAUUUUACAAAGAAUGUAGAUUCUUUGACAGAUGUAGAUUAUGUCAGGUAUUUGCUUUUUUUAAAAGUAUGGAAAAGGGUAAAAGAAACUGUUGAAGAGAAAAGGCAAUUGAAUAAGAAGGCUCUAACGAUAUUAGGUCCAUGUAUCCCAAAAAUGCGUGAUGAAUUAUUAAACAUCAUACCUAAAGCACCCACAGGGCUUGAAAAUGAGACUAUUUGGCUAUUGCAAUCAAAUGCAUUUGACUUAAAAACUGCAUGCAACAAUUUUUUAGUAUUUGAAGAAACAAUGUUUGCUGAAUUUAAAGAAACCCCCUUAACAAGAACUUCUGAGCUGAAUUUCCAAUUAUCACAAAAUUUGUCAUAUGAUGUACACAAAUUUUUUGCAAGUUAUGAAUUGAAGAAAAGUCAUAUAGGUAACUUAGAAAAUAAUUAUUCCUUUGAAGAGAACAUGAAAAACAUUAAAAUUAGCAAUCAACAACUUUCUCUACCAAGAAAAAGAAACAAAUUUGAGAAGUAUAAAAAAACAUCGAAAUUAAAACCUGGAGAGGUAAUUUUAAUUAAUUUAGCUGAGGAAGAUGAAUUAGGAAUUGACAAAAAGAAAAAGAAAAGAAGGUGUCAAAGAAAUUUAGAGUGGUUAAAAAUGGCAAAGAAAAAAUAUAAAGUACAGAAACAAAUUGAUGAAAUAAAAUAUAGAGAUCAAAUAGAAAUUGCAGAUAACUUCAAAAAUUGUUCUAACAACAUUCUUCUAGGAGAUUUACCAAUUUUAGACAAUAAUGUUAGUGAAAGUACAGCAAGUUGUACUUCAACUGAACAAAAAUCAGUUAAAAAUAAUAUUGUUAAUUUGGAAAAUAUACUUAAUCGUAUAUUCGAUAAGAGAAAUACUGAAUUGAAAUGUAUGUUUCAACAUAGGUGGUGUGAUACAUGUACUUCAUCGAUAAAACAAACUGAUGUGCAAUGCAGUAAAAUUCUAUAUUUACUGAAAUUUCUAAGCACUGUGGGACAAAAUACUAAAGAACCAAAAGCCAUAUUAAAUCUACUGAGAGAAAGUAGGGAUGAAAAUAUGUCUUCUGAAUAUAGUUUUUCUUUUAGAAACACAGCUAAUGAAUCUAAUGAAAUAAAUACUCAGGGUAAAGAAUUGUUUUCUCAGCCAAAAAGUUCCAUAAAGACAAUAUUCUUGUCAAGCGAGUGCCAAAAUAAUAUUACAAAUGUACAAUCUAUGAAACAACAAUUGCCAAUAGAUACAGAUUGUAAUGUGAUAGAAGAAAAUACUUAUUGUCAAACUGAAUCUGCUUAUGUACAAAAUGAUGAUCAUUUACAUAAUUUACGAUCUAUGAGUGGUCAUAAUUCACAAGUGGUAGAGACCAUGAAAAAGAACAUUGUUCAGGAUAUUCAUGAAUGUACAGGAUGCUGUAAGAAGAUUGAUGUAAAACCUUUCUCCUACCAUAACAAUAGUAUAUUUAAUACAAUAAAGAAGGAAGAUGUAACGCAUAAUACAAUAGAUAAUAAUACCAUCGAUAAAACAACAAUUUGUGACAAAAAUAUAAUGUGUAUGCUAAGUGAUCUUGACAAAUGUAUGGACGUAUUAAAUCGUAUUGGUGAACAUAUUAUGACCAUUUAUGCAGAAAAACAGCGCCUAGAAUGUUUAAACAAAAUGGACAUAUGUACUGUUUCUACUACAGUUUUGGGAAAUCAGUGUGCAGAAUCAUCAUCAUCAUCAUUGUCGUCGUCAUCAUCAGAUUGGAUACAAAAUAUUAAUUCAUUAACAAAUACAGAGAAACUUAGUAAGAUUUUGGAACUAUAUGGAAAAAAGGACUUAUUGAAUGUAUGUAACUGUCAAAAUCUUCAUUUUUUAAAUGAAUUUCAUAAGUCAAUCCCUCAAUCAAAAGAAUAUCAUUCUUAUGGAAAAAAUAAUAUUUUUUCUGGAAAUAAACCAUCUUCAAACCUCAUUUGUAACCAUAUAAAAUCCGAAUUUGAACAACCUAUUAAGAAAGAAAAUGAAAAUCUUGAAAUUCUAAAAAAUAAUAUACAAGACACAGAUCAACAUAAAAUUAAUGUACUAACAAAUAAUCAAACUUGUGACAUAUCUUUUACACAUAAUCUGGAAAAUACUAAAGAAUCAAAUCAAGAUAUGCAUUGGGAAUCUACAUUACAAAAUUUGUCACAAGAAGCUAAUAUAGAAGAAUCACAUUCCAUAGAGGAAUUUGAAAAUAUCACUAUCUUUGAUAGUAUUCUGAAUGGUGAUGAACAAGAAACUAUUGAAGAUGAACAAAAAAUUUGGGGAGAUUUAAAAUCACCAUUAAUCUAUGAUAAUUCGGAUAGUCUAUUAAAUUGCAUUACAGAAUUUUUUUCACAGCCUGAACAUUUGCAUACUAACGAAAUGGAAGAAAAGUAUAUAUUGUCAGAUGCAGAAGAUUCUCAAACAUUAUUAUCUGAAGGCAGCUUUGGAAGAAUUGGAAUAUUAAAUUUUUUAUUUGAUUUUUAUUUAACAGAUAUGGACUUUCCUUCGAAUAAUCUUAUGCAUUCAAAUAUACAAGCAGUUAAUCCUCGGUUGAUUGAGAAAACUUUUGAAGAAAAGACAGCUGAAAAGAAUGAUUUAGAAAAUACACUUUCACAAGAGGAUAAGGAAUUGUGUAGCAAUCAAAAUCAUUCUGUUAAUAAUAGCGUGGAUAUGAUUGGAUUUGAAUUGAACACAAGUAGAGAAGAAGUGCUUGAAUUUCUUCCAGUAAUUAAAAGUACACCUUCAUUCUCUGGUCAAUCAAUUAAUUUAGUUAAUUCAGAUAGCAUACUUUCUGAAGAGAAAGAAUCGUUUCCUAAAUGCAGUCUUUCUAGUCCUACUGAUAAGUUUAAUGUUGGUAGUCUUAAAGAAACAUUUUAUAUUUUUCAAAAGGAAGAUACUAUUAAUCAAACUCAAUCAUUCAGUGAUAUAAAAAAUGAACAUUUACCUGAAAUUUGUAUUUCCAACAACAUUCCAUCAGAUGAAUCUAUGAAUUAUAUAUUGAAUCAACAAGAGAAUGAUAUUCAUUCAUUGCAGAAGUAUACAUGUGUAGAACUUGAAACUAGUCCUUUAGUAGUAAAAGAAUCUUUAGAUUCUUGUGAUUUAUUGUCUUCCACAGAUUUAAUAUCAUGUAAUACCGAUACAACACUACAGUGCAUUGAACAAACAGAUGAAAGUUCUUUAAGACAAAAAAAUUCUCAGGAAAACAUGCAAUACAAUUAUGAAGAAAAACAAAAUCAUAUUAUGAAAUGUAGAACAGAAAUUAGUGGUCAUCUACAAUCCAGAUCACCUAAACAGAUAUUAAAAUGUAAAAAGAAAAUUAAAAUAAAGAAAAAAGAAAAGCAAUUAUUUUCAUCUAUUGUUCAAUCUAAUCAGAAUGAAUUGAGUUUAAGAUGUUCACAAAUUACUAUUGUUAAUCCUUUGGAUUAUCAAGAUGUGCAAAAUACAUGUGAAUCAUCACUAUCUACAUUUCACAUGUCAUAUUGUCAAAGAUCACCUAAAAAUGGAAAGAAACAACUAAACUGUGCAAAUGUUCAACAAUCGAAGCGUAUGUCUCAACAGAAGCAACAAAUAGUAUUAAAUUUUCAUGAAGAUUCUAUGGUGAAUUCAAUCUACAAGGAAGAUUCUAAAUUACAAAAUCUCCAGUGCAUCAUGGAAGAUAAUAUCUCGGAAGAUUCAAGAAUGUUAAAUGUACCAGAAAAAUCAUAUACAACUGAAGAUAAAUCUCAUUUCAAAAUAUCAAAUAGAAAUACGAACAUUGAUACUAAUAUUACAAAAGCAAAUUUUAUAACAGAUAAAGACAUAAUUGAAUUUUCAAAUAAUAUAAAGUCUGCUAAGUGGACAUCACAGAAUAUAAAUAAACAGCCAUCAAAUUCUAUUAAAGAACAAGCAAUUUUAGAUGAAGAUAUACCUUUGAAGAAAAGAAAAUUAACUUCAAAAUUUUCAUCAACUGUAAACACAAAUACAAGUGUUAGUUCUGUAAAUCAGCAAAAAAUGCGAAGAAAGCAUUAUGUUUCUACAAAAAAAGGUGUGAUGUAUACAAAUAAAUUGAAGAAUAUAGUAGCGCAAAAUAAUGAUAAAAUAGAAACAAAUUCUACUGAAACAAUGGAGAAGGUUGAAGCCUCUCCCGUUAAAGGAAUAUCAAAUUACGAGGAGAAACAGGAAUCACCAGGUGCACUACUCGAAAUUUCAACAGUGCAAAAAAAAUUUGAAUCGCAAAUGGUACCGAAAUCAUUAAAAUGUACAAAUAUUGCACAAACUGAAUUCUGCGCGCGACCAGGAUUGGAAAUUUGUAAUUACGACAAAAUAAAAGAGAAUGUAAGAGAAAAUACAUCAAACAUCACUAACAUUAAAGAAUCUAUUUUCGAAUCUUUUCCUAUGAAUGAGAAAGAUAUUUCUAAUGCAAUUAAUAGAACGUGAUUGAAUGAAAAUAUUGGAAAUAAUGGAAUUUCUUAUAUUGGUGCAAACUUUAAGAAGCAGAAUAUAAUAGACGAUAAGUGGGAUAAUAAUAUUUGCAAACAUAUUAAUAAAGAUGUGCCCUAUGUAUCUAAUGAAGUAUUUGGUGUGUCAUCGCAGAUAAUAUGCGAAAUGAUAUAAUAAUUUGCAUAAAGUGGCAGAUAUUUAUCAACCACUUUACCAUUGAUCUAUAAAAAUUGUGUUGGCAAUAUAGAAUUAUAUGUGUCAUAUAUGUAUUGUACAUCAGUAUUAUGUAGUUUACAAAUUAAUGUACACAAUUUCCCUUCAUUCGCACGUCAAAUUGAGUAGCCCAUGUAAAAGAUUGUAUUGCUGCUAAAUUGCACUACUAUAUUGUCGCACAUUGCAAACAGUGUAUACAUCUGGCGACAGAUAUCCAUAUGUUUUGUACCAGAAUAAUUCCUAUUUUUUCUCAGUGCACUCAUCAAUACCAAAAUCUUAUCCAUUAUUGUGUAAAAUGGAAAAAUUCCUUUACAAAAUAAAACAUUGGAGACACUUGGAGUAUAGUAUGACUUGAAAAGAAUGUUUAAAGAAGAUACGAAAAAUAAGUUGCCCUUUUAAAAAGGACAUGCUACAGCUUACGGAAAAAUGCCAAUGAAAGUUGAAAAAAUAGACAGUUAUUCAGCUAUACCUAAGAUAGAUUGUAGCUGCUGUAAAAGCGUUAGACGGUACGCGAAAGAAAUCCGAUGAAAUUGUUAAAUCCGAAUACGAACUAUCUCUUGUGAAAAGAAAAAACCGCAUGGUGAUUAUUACUGCAGUUUACAUUUGAUAGAAAGAAAUUAUAAUAAAGACGUACACGUUGCCAGUUCGCAUCAGAAUCUCGCGAAAAAAAGACUAAAGCUCACUGUCCACAAAUCACUAUAUCCGUUUAUAGUUGCAACAUACGCCUCUCUACUGACAGUGUUAACGUCAUUCGUCAUUACGAAAACGACUCGCUUCCUUUUUUUGGACAAAUGUACGUUACUUUACAGUGACUGCUGCAUGGAGGCGUACUAUUAACAUCAACACAUGUAUGAAGCUACACUUUGUAGACAGUGGGUGUAAGAAUGCCAAUUUCAAUCGACAAAGUAUCAAACUGAUAAUAUCGUAUUAUCAAGAAUCUCCAGAGAACAGUUAAAACAUCCACGCGACGGAAAAAGAUUAAUCGUUUAAACUGACUUAACAGAGAAUUGAUGGAGUAAGAAGGAACGUACAAAAGAGUAAAGAAGAAAUAAUCGCCUCUACGGGAAGAAAGAAGGAAGAAUGGAACGUUCCUAAAGUAAAUUAUUCUUACACCGAUGCUGAUUCAGAAUGGAGUCCGUCCGGUGAGUCAAAACGCAAAUGGAGAAAGGUUAGUCGAUGAUCGAUAUUAUGGAAAUUCAUUAUUGUAAGAAAUUUUUCUGAGAUAUAAAUAAUCAACUGUACAUUACUCCAUAAGACUGUGGCAACGUAAAAGGGUCCCACGAGAUCGUGUGUGCGUGUGUGCUGGCGUGCAUGGUACGUGCGUGCGUGCGUGCGUGCGUGCGCAUAUUGCCAAUAUUUCAGACUUCUCAACAUUAUUGUGCAUGUAAAGAGAUCCUUAAAUAAUCAAUAUACAUAUAUUAACACUUUGAGGACGGAGCCGCUUGACAGCGUCGCUGUGGACAAGAGGUAUUGGCGCGCGCAAUUGAGAAAAUAUACAUGUUGAACGUUUAGGUUAUUCAUUGUCCAGAUUUGUAUUAUUUUCAUUAAUAUUUAGUUCAUCAUCACUGUCACUAUUACUAGAAAUAUUGAAAUGUCUAAGCCGAUUCCUUGUUAAACGGAGUUAGUUUCCAUUGUCUGAGGCACUGUCGUCACCUUCUAUCUUGUCAGGUUCAAAAUAAUGUUCGUCAUUACUACUAUCACUAUCGAACAUGUUCUUUCUGGAACUUUUAGGCAUUCUGUAUAAAGUAUUAUAAAAAAUAUAUAAAUUAUAUAAAAAGCUUUCUGAUUCAUCUGGCAAUGCUAUGGAAAGAUUUAAAUUCAUUCUGACUCGACCAUCAUCCUGCAUCGCGAGUUUACGUUAAAUGAAAGAUAAGAUUUCUAAAGAUCUACAAGUUUCUUUCAUCAAAAACAUAAUACUGUUUAGUUUAUUGUACCCAUGUGUAAAUACGCAUAAGAUUAUCGUUCGGAAAAAUAGACAUACGUCAGCCACUUCAAAAUAACUGUACGGAACUGUGAACAGAUUCGAGCGGCUAUACGCCGACACGCGUCCGUAACGGUAAAUAGACUUGGGCGGCUAUUUGUCGACACUCGUCCGUAAAGGAUACAAUAUACAUAUAAUAUAUGAGGAUCUCCUUACAUGCAUAAUAAUAUCGUGUUCAGAACCCUGAAAUAUUGAUAAUAUAUAUAUUGAUCAUUUGAGGGUCCCUUAAACUUAUAAAUACUGUAUAAAUGAGAAGAUAAAUUAUUGUUGGGAGAUAUUUGCACAUUGGAAAAAUGUACAGUACAAUAAUCGAAGAUCAACAUUAGUGUAAUUUUUCGAAGAAUUCCAAAGCAACAAUAUGGAGGAUGUUUAGAUAUCAUAGAUCGUACCUGUAUUCUGUUAGACACAGGUAGUUUCAUAUUAAAAGAAUAAGAACUCUUUUAGUGUUCGUAAUUUCCUGUGUGUAAAAUUGAGCAGUAUUAUCUUGCAUUUUAUCUAAUUUCAAUGAUUACUUAGUUUUGAUAUAGUCCUAAUAAUUUUAAUUCAAUUGAGAAUAUCUAUAAUCAUUUAAUGAAAAUGUUUUCAUUUAUGAAAAAAUUACUUUUGUGUGUAAUUAUGUAAAUAUAAUAUUGUAAUGCAAAAUAAUUGUAAGCAAAGUUUUAUAACUCUUAUAUAGUAUGUGAAAUAAUUUACAUUCACGAAUAAUUCUAAAUGUAUUAUACCAAGCUGCAUAAAGUAUCAUAUUGUGGUAUAAGACAAUUUGAUAUUUUGAUGAGAAUUAAUUAAAAACAAUAUUUAUUAAUAUUAAAAUUAGCUGAGAUGCAGAUUUUUUAUAAGAUUGUGCAUGUAUGUGUAUAAAAAUCAUAAAGUUUUAUGCAACAAAAUAUAAAUUAUUGUAGCGCAUAAAAUUGCCAUUACUUAAUGUUAAUUACUAUUGACAUUACUUUAAUCUUUCCGACAUUGCAAAGUAUUAGAUUUUAUAUUUCUUAAUUUAUAAAAUUAUUUAAAUUCGAAGAAAUAAGAAAACUUACUAUACAAUUUGUACAUGUACAUAAAUGUAAAUAAUACAGCAAAGUAUGAUUUCAGAUACAAAGUUUAUAAAAGAAAGUAUUUGAAUGAUCUCUCCAGUAAUAUUUAAAUUAUAAACUUUUUUAAGAUUUUACUUGCUAGAUUUUUUGUUAUUAUGUUAGUUUUUUCAAUGUACAAAAUACAUACUAAGGUUUCAACAAAGUUUUUAACCAUUCCUAAAAUUUUGAAGAAACUCUUGUUCUUAUUUACUUUAUACUAAACAUAAUAUUUUACAAAAAUUACAAUUUUUAGAGACGAUAUGUCAUGCCAAAUACCUUUUUUAAUUAAUUUAAUUUGCAAAAAAUAUAGCAAAGUAUAUUAAAGUGCUAAAAAUUCGAAGUAUGAUUCUAGGCACUUUAUUCUUUUUUAAAGUAAAUAUUAUGUAUAUCAAAAAAUAUUAAUUACAUUUUGUAAGGUUUGCUUGAAAAGUAUUAUCUAUUGGAAAUUUAUGGUUGACAGUAAUCUUGAAAGCAAUAUUAAAAUAAUAUGUGAUAUUUUAAUUUUAAAGUAGUUUCAGUUUGAUUUGUUGAAUUUUAUACAUCCUAUUAUAUUAAUAAAUUUUAUAAAUUAAUUCUUGCCCUUGUAAAUACAAUCAGAAUUUAUUGUUAGUAUAACUUAUAUGCAACUUAUUUUUAGUGCUGAUAGUUUUUAUCAUUAUCUUUGUAUGUUAUAUGUUUAUAAUAUUUAUGACAAUUUUAAUAUCAGAUAUUGACACUAAACCUAUCGACACUUUUUGUAUAUUUACUCCUUAAAAAAAGUUAUUGCUUUUUGUUGCUCAAUGAAUUAGUAUAUGAAUAACUUUCAUAAAAUAACAGUACAAAUUUAUUUUUAUAUAAUUUCAAUUAGAAACUAGGAAAGAGGAUUAAAAUUGAAAAGUAGUUAUAUAGCUUCUUCUAUUCCUAUACACCUUGUAUACACAUAAAUACACAUUUUUUUAAAUAUAUAAAUAAUACAUAAUCCCAUUCGCUUUCACUGCAUUUUUUUACAAAUUAUUCUGUUCUCGAAUGUACAUCUGCCGUACACAUAUUUUUUGUAAACUCUACAAUAUUUUACUUGACAAGAUUUUCGUACAUGUGAAUUCGAACUUGUAUUUGUUGAUGCUUUUGGUACAUCUUCUUCUUCCUGCGAUUUUUAAUAUGCAGCGUCAAGUUCUUUAACUAACAAGAAUAAAAAUUCCUUCUUUAAAAUUUUUUCUCCCGUUGUUUCUUUAUACAAAACCUAGGCGUUUAUUCCAGCUAGAUCCAGAAUAUUGAAGAACACCUGCAGAGGUUAGCUACAACAUUUCAACUUGACAAUACAUUUUCUUGCCAUUUGGUCAUUUCUUUAGAGAAAUGCCAUAUUCAGAUAGCCUUCCUUUGUACUGAUUGUAUAAGUUUAGGAGAGUAAUACCAUGUUAUCUCGAGCAGUCAAAUAGAUCGGUGACGGUAGAUAGGACAGGCUACAUAUAUUUCUUGGAAAAGAGAGAGAGAGAGAGAGAGAGAGAGAGAGA
Bombus terrestris (buff-tailed bumblebee) is the source of this 10582-nucleotide messenger RNA. RefSeq lists its product as uncharacterized. The transcript is spliced from 10 exons. Lineage: Eukaryota; Metazoa; Arthropoda; Insecta; Hymenoptera; Apidae. The record is from RefSeq and is a predicted model, not a curated record. Bases 831 to 5828 code for a protein of 1665 amino acids.